Messenger RNA from Bombus pascuorum, 3323 nucleotides. Its product is annotated as beta-mannosidase. Gene Ontology annotation, biological process: carbohydrate metabolic process; glycoprotein catabolic process. Lineage: Eukaryota; Metazoa; Arthropoda; Insecta; Hymenoptera; Apidae. The transcript has 11 exons. The record is from RefSeq and is a predicted model, not a curated record. Gene Ontology annotation, molecular function: beta-mannosidase activity. Bases 268 to 2964 code for a protein of 898 amino acids.
UCAAAAAAAUAUACUCAUCGUCAUAACAGGAUAUAAGAAACACGAUUAUGUUAGAUGAAAUUAAAUGAUAUUCAAGAUUAUUUAAUGAAAGAAAUACUUAUAAUGAUAAGCAGAUACAUAUCUCAAACAUACAUGAUAAGAAUUCAGUUGAAUUUAGACUUAUAUACAUACAUAUUAUAGCUUAGAUAUAUAUAAUAUUUAUAAAAAUAAUUAUCAAAAUCUCUAUAUAGUAUAAAAAAUUCAUUGAAUUGUCGUAAAACAAGUAUUAUGAAAACAAUUUUUCAAUUUAUAGUCAUUCUACUUUUGAUUAACAGUACUUUGUCCCUAACCUUAGAUGGUUCAUGGAUAGGUAAAAUUACGACUAAUAAACAUGGACAUGAAAUCAUAUUUCCUGCAACUGUACCAGGAGGAAUUUAUACAGAUUUGAGCAAGGCACAUAUUAUACCAAAUAAUUUUAAUGAAAAUAAUGAUGUAACUAAUCGAUGGGUUGGUAAUCAAUCAGUUACUUACACUAGAGGUUUUUAUGUAAACAAUAGCUUAUUAAAUGCACCUAAAGUAGUAUUAAUUUUCCAUGGUGUAGAUACAUUUGCUACAAUCUUUUUAAAUGCACAAAAAGUUGGAGAAACGUCAAAUAUGUUUGUAAGAUAUACAUUUGAUGUAACAAAAUACUUAGAAAAAGGAGAAAAUUUAUUGGAAGUUUCUUUUUCUUCCCCUGUUAAAGUAGCUGAGGCCUUACACAAUAAACAAGUACUGAAGUAUGUUAUUCCUCCAAUAUGCAAUCCAGAUAGUUACAAUGGAGAAUGUCAUGUAAAUUAUAUAAGAAAAAUGCAAGCAAGUUUUUCUUGGGAUUGGGGUCCAGCUUUUCCAUCAAUGGGUAUUUGGAAAAGUGUAGAAAUAAUUCCCAUAAAUGAAAUUUAUAUUAUGGAUGUUACAACAGAUAUUCAUAAAGAAGGAAAAUUUUGGAAUGUUAUAAUCACAUUAUUUUUUGAAACUACCUCACAAAGUAACACAACUUGUCAUAUCUCAUCUAUUCUUAAUAUUGAUGAACAAUCAAAUAUUCAUAAUACCAGCAAUGUUAAUUUACAAACAGACACAAAAAGUACUAUACUUCUUAAAGUACCUACAAACCUUGUACAUGAAUGGUGGCCGAAUGGUUAUGGCAAACAAAUUCUUUACUCAUUAACUGUAACUGCAGUUACUUCUACUAAUGUUAAGCAGAAAACUAUACGCAUUGGUUUUAGAACAGUAGAACUUGUACAAAAGACUCUGAAACAAGGAUUAAGCUUUUAUUUUCAGAUAAAUAAUAUUCCAAUAUUUGCGAAGGGUAGUAAUUUCAUUCCAGCUAGUAUUUUUCCUGAGUUAACUACUAAGACAGAUACAAUUAAACACUUAUUAACAUCUGCCAAGGAAGCAAACAUGAAUAUGCUUAGAGUAUGGGGUGGUGGACUUUAUGAAUCUGAAUUAUUUUAUAAUAUAGCUGAUGAAUAUGGAAUCAUGAUUUGGCAAGAUUUCAUGUUUGCAUGUGGAAUGUAUCCUACUACAAAAGACUUUAUUGAAUCAGUUAAGAAGGAAGUAAUACAAAAUGUACAAAGAUUAAAAAAUCAUCCUAGUAUUGUUCUCUGGGCUGGAAAUAAUGAAAAUGAAGCAGCUCUAUAUGGAAAUUGGUAUGGAACUGGAACUAAACAAAUAUAUAAAACUGAUUAUAUCAAACUUUAUGUAGACUUAAUUAAAAAAGAAGUAGAACAACUUGAUUCUACACGACCUUUUGUAAUAUCUAGUCCUAGUAAUGGAUUGUAUACAGAGAAAUAUAAUUAUAUUGGAAAAGAUCCAUAUUCGAAGUUAUUUGGAGAUGUUCAUUAUUACAACUAUUUUAAUAAUGGAUGGGAUAUGAACCAAUAUCCUCGUGCAAGGUUUUCAUCUGAAUAUGGGUUUCAAUCGCUACCGUCAAUUUAUACUAUGUUGCCGGUUACAAGAAAUAUUACUGAUUUAGAUAUAGACAGCAACUUCUUUAAACAUCGUCAACAUUUACCAUUAGGAACAGUAUAUUUGAAGAAUCUUAUUUCAAAAAAUUUAAAAUUACCUGACACUCAAGAUAGUCUAAGAAGAUUUGAAAAUUAUAUAUAUUUAAGCCAAAUUAAUCAGGCUGUUUCGGUAAAAAUACAAACAGAAUUUUAUCGGCAAUCUAAGUCGGAUUUAAACGAAAUAGGAGAGGGAAUGACAAUGGGUGCUUUAUAUUGGCAAUUAAAUGAUGUUUGGCAAGCUCCAUCUUGGUCUUCCAUAGAUUUUGAUGGACGAUGGAAAAUGCUUCAUUACUAUGCUAUGGAAUUUUUUGCACCUAUUAUAGUUACAUACUAUAUCAAUAAUAUGCAACUUUUAAUCUAUAUUGUCUCUGAUAUGACAUAUUCAAUAAAAAAUGCUACUUUAGAAGUGAAUCUUUAUGCAUGGAAUAGCAUAAAACCUGUACAAUCAUAUGUUCAUCCUAAUAUAAUUAUUGAACCAAAUACAGUAACUAAAAUUCAUAAUAAUUUACUAGAAUAUUCAUGGAUUUUAAAUUCUACAACACUUAAUGAAUGUCAAUCUAACUUUAGUACUAAAAGUAAUUGUAUUACAACACUCACCUUGAGAGAUAAAACUGGAAUUCCAAUAGCACCAAAAAAUUACAUAUAUCCGAGCAAUGCUCUGAAGAACAUUGCAUUACCAAUUGCAAAUGUUUCUGUAAAAGUAAAUGAUAAUCAUUUACCUGGAAGAUAUUUUAAUUAUCCAGAUAUUGAACUUGAAUUAAUAACAAAUAAUAUAGCACUUUUUGUAUGGCUAGAAGUUGGUAAUGUUUGUGGUCGUUUCUCAGAAAAUGGUUUCCAUAUGUUUGAAAAUAAGAAAAAUGUUACUUUCCAUGCAUGUCAAUUUAUCACACCAAAAGUGCUAAGAAAAUCUUUGAAAGUUACUACACUUUCUGGUAUUUAUUAAAUUCGUCUAAUACUGGUAACUCUCUGAUUCUAUCUAAAUAAUGAUUGUUUACCUUUGUAAUAUUAAAUUUCAAGUCCUUCGUGGAAAAUAUGUCUCACGAUGUAAAUAAAUUUCGAAUCCAAUAAGAAUAACAAGAAUAAUUAGAAGUAUACUAAUUAUUAAAUACAUUAAAUUUGACAUUUUGCUUUGUUAACUUAUAAAUUUAUCUCUAAUUUUGGACAAUUUUUUAUUAGUUACUAUUGAAAAUUAUACAAUGGCUUUUUAUAACAAAAUAUAACAUAAAUAUUGAAGUUAGUACAUUAUCACAAUGAAACAUGAAAUCAAUGUACAUAAUAUGUAUAAUAAACAAUAUUAUUAAA